UCUGACCCAGAAGUACUCUGUGUUUGUGUGUGUGUCUCACAUGACCCUCGCGGAGCAGCAUGUAAAGUCUUCUUCAGAUCAGAAGUAAAUAAGCCCCUUAUCAAGCCGGUUCCUGUGCAUCCUUCAUGUUAGUGGUCGGAGUGGGACGCUGCGGACUCUGAACAGAAAGGACUGAUGGCGUCGUGGAGUCUGAGGCCGAUGCUGUCGUCGUUAUUACAAGCGUCCUGGUCGGCGCCCUCAUGGACCCCCCUGCUGUCCCGGACCAUGGCCGCCGCCCCCACCUGGACCGCCCCCCUGCUGUCCCGGGCCAUGGCCACCCUCAACCAGAUGCACCGUAAGGGGAAGCCCUCCCCCCCGCCCAAGACGCUGGGGGCCACGUUCGGCCGGCCGCAGCUGAAGGCGGUCAUCCUGAAGACCAUGAUCCGCAAGCCCAAGAAGCCCAACUCGGCCAACAGGAAGUGCGCCCGCGUGCGUCUGUCCAACGGGAAGGAGGCGGUGGUCUUCAUCCCUGGGGAGGGGCACAACCUCCAGGAGCACAACGUGGUGCUGGUGCAGGGGGGGCGCACCCAGGACCUGCCGGGGGUCAAGCUGACCGUGGUGCGCGGGAAGUACGACUGCGCCCACGUGGUCAAGAAGAAGCAGUAGGGAAGGGCCUGUUGUUUAGUGUGUGUGUGUGUGUGUGUGUGUGUGUGUGUGUGUGUGUGUGUGUGUGUGUGUGUGUGUGUGUGUGUGUGUGUGUGUGUGUGUGUGUGUGUGUGUGUGUGUGUGUGUGUGUGUGUGUGUGUGUGAGAGAGAGAGGUCGGACACUGUCACAGAUGUUUUAAUAAAUCUGUCGUGGACGUUGAUUGGACUGAGCUUGAUGGAGUCCCCUCCUAUAUUAGGACAUGUAUGCUUCUGUUUCUUUUAUUUUUUUAUAGCCUUUCAAGCAUAAUGCACUUGUAGAUUGGCAAAGAAACACAAGUAAAAUCACAACUAAAUAAGGCGUAGGCAAAGAGAGGUUACACAAUAGAGCUUCUUUAUCACUACAAAGAAAUAAUAAUAAUAAUUGGUGCUUUAAAAGUUGUCGAUGCAUCAGUCCUAUUGAGGAUGUGGUGAGGCCGUCAAAGCGUCACUGGGUUCCAGCGCCACCUGCAGGCGGAUCAGGGAAGGCCAUGAACGGUCCCGGAUAGAAACUAAGGCAUUGAGGAUUUAUUUUUGUAGGUGCAAAUAUAAGUCAAGGAAGAUGAUGUAAAAAGUCACACUUUAAGGCCUAGAGACGGGUUUCUCAAGCAGACAGCUGUGCAGCUGGGAAGGGUUUCUCGAUAUAACACGUUCACUAAAGCAAACCUUGUGAUGAGACAACAAACAAUGCCUGUGUGGCAUUAAUAAGCAAAAUAAAGAAACACAUUCAUGUCUGGAAAUAGCCAUCUAUCAGACUAAAGACCAACUCUGUAAAGGACAAAACCAGCUAUUCUAAUUAGAAAUUGCCCAUUUGACCUUAUCGUA
Molecule: messenger RNA, 1485 nt
Organism: Gadus chalcogrammus (walleye pollock)
Lineage: Eukaryota; Metazoa; Chordata; Actinopteri; Gadiformes; Gadidae
Gene: mrps12
Product: mitochondrial ribosomal protein S12
Exons: 3
Coding region: 175-645 (156 amino acids)
Biological process (GO): translation
Cellular component (GO): ribosome; small ribosomal subunit
Molecular function (GO): structural constituent of ribosome
Source: RefSeq, a predicted model, not a curated record